Messenger RNA from Rana temporaria (common frog), 907 nucleotides. It is a transcript of the gene ISOC2, whose product is annotated as isochorismatase domain containing 2. The record is from RefSeq and is a predicted model, not a curated record. The transcript has 6 exons. Gene Ontology annotation, cellular component: cytoplasm. The coding region runs from base 183 to 773 and encodes 196 amino acids. NCBI's taxonomy places the organism in Eukaryota, Metazoa, Chordata, Amphibia, Anura, Ranidae.
AUCUCCUCCUCUGAUUGGCCAAUGUCUGGAGGUCAGGACAGCGCAUCCAUUGGCCGUAGCCUAGCAAAGCAGGGCGGGAUAGAAGCGGAUUGGCUAAUCUUUGUAUUUUCCCGAUCUGAUACAGGAAGUGUCCGGGUGACGUGCGGUGAAGGUGAAGUAGCUGCGAUCGCUCUAAAGCGGGGAUGUCACUAAGUCGCCUAGGAAGGCUGGGCCAGAAGUCCAGUGUCCUGUUUUUAUGUGACAUGCAGGAGAAGUUCAGACCUAACAUUGUGUUCUUCCCUCAGAUUGUGUCUGUGGCUGCUAGGCUUCUGCAGGCUGGGAAAAUUUUAGACAUACCAGUUAUAGUGACUGAACAAUACCCUAAAGGACUUGGCCCCACCGUACCAGAGCUGGGAGCUGAUGGCAUCAAGAAAUACUCCAAGACCUGCUUCACUAUGCUGAUCCCAGAAGUGGAGAAGGAACUCCAGUCCUUUCCUGAGCGACGUUCUGUUAUCCUCUGCGGCAUUGAGACACAGGCCUGCAUUACGAGUACCACAUUGGAUCUCCUAGAAAAAGGUUUUGAUGUCCAUGUUGUAGCUGAUGCUUGCUCAUCUCGCAGCCAGGUGGACCGUCUUGUGGCUCUUUCCCGCAUUAAGCAAAGUGGAGCUUUUCUAACAACAAGUGAAGGGGUGAUCUUACAGUUACUGCAGGACUCUUCCCAUCCCAAAUUUAAACAGGUUCAGAAACUCAUCAUAGAGCCGGCUCCUGACAGCGGCCUCUUGUCUUUCUUUUAGAAUAAAAUCUUCCCUUUACAUAAGGCCCUGAGGAGCAACACAAAGCUUUGAUUUCAAAACACUGACAUGAAUGUAAAAUAUACUGUAUGCAAGUUACAAUCAUUUUAAUAAAUGGUAAUAUAUUUUAUCAUAAA